Lactuca sativa (garden lettuce) is the source of this 1944-nucleotide messenger RNA. NCBI's taxonomy places the organism in Eukaryota, Viridiplantae, Streptophyta, Magnoliopsida, Asterales, Asteraceae. The record is from RefSeq and is a predicted model, not a curated record.
AAAGUAACAAAAGCAAAACUACGUGGUUGUAAAUGGUAAAAUCAGAACGUAACUAGGUACCCUCAAAUCUCAAUCUCUUGUUACCCUGCGCUUCCUUGAUGACAGAGCUUCUUCUUUCUCAAUCUCCCCACAAACAAUGGCAGAAAGCUUACCAAAAACCCUAAAUAAAAGGGAACCCAUCUCUCAGAAUUGAAUCUCUUGAAUUUUAAUUUAAUCACUUCGAUCAGACAAGAACUGCUUUCAUCUGGUACUUUCUCUGUUUCCUUUCUUGUAACUGCUCUCAGUUCUUAAAUUUACUAAGUUAUAUUCAGAAAAUCUAGUAUCUAGAUCCAUUUCUCUCACAAAAAUUGUAUCUUUCAUAUAAUUUCCCAUCUGGGUUCAUUUGUAACUCCAUCGAUAUCGUUCUUUAGGUGGUUUAAUCGUCCAUUUUUCUCAACCCCUCUUUGUUGUGUUUAGAGCUUCAAAGAUUUCAUUUUUCUCAAAUUAUCACCAAUACUCAAUUCAACCACCCUGUUGUUUGUUUUACAUUCAAGCAUCACUUAUAAUCGCGCAUCAAAUAUUUAGGGCUUUAUCUUGUGCCUUUUUACUGGAAAGAAUUUGAAAUGGAUUAUGGUCGAGAAAGUGGAAACGUUGUCCAGAUAAUCACCGGAGGGUCAAGAAACGGCGGUGAUUAUUGGGGGGAUCAACCGGUAUGGGCAACUGAAGACGAAUAUGGUGUUUGGGAUAGAGAAGCAUCCAUUGAUAACACUUCUAAUUCCAAUUACGAUGGAAGACAAUCACAAACAAGAUCCGGAAGCGAUACACCAAACAAGAAAAGAAACGGUCAAGGAGGUGAUGCACAAGCCACAAGUCGCUCAAAAGCAAUUGGAAAAAUGUUUUUCAAAACAAAAUUAUGUUGCAAAUUCAGAGCAGGAACUUGCCCUUACAUUACAAACUGUAAUUUUGCACAUAGCAUUGAAGAACUAAGACGACCUCCACCAAAUUGGCAAGAAAUUGUGGCUGCUCAUGAGGAAGAAAGGGCAGUUUCGUCAGAACCAAGAGAAGAAUUUCAAAUUCCAUCACUUGGGUCUUCUAGUUUUACAGUUGAUAGUCAAAGAUCUUAUAAAGGAAGACACUGUAAGAAGUUUUAUACCGAAGAAGGGUGUCCUUAUGGUGAUAACUGCACGUUUCUUCAUGAUGAGCAAUCUAAAGCUCGUGAAAGUGUUGUAAUAAGCUUAGGUCCUGGAUCUGGUAGUGGGUAUGGAGGUGCAGGCGGCGGCAGUGGUGGUGGUGCGGUAGUUGUAGUAGCCGGUGGUGGCGGUGGCGGUGGCGGCGGCGGCGGCGGCGGCGGCGGUAGUGUUGGUGGUGGACCCGAGGCGGCUGGAUCAAACUCCAUGUUGAAGCCUUCGAAUUGGAAAACAAGAAUAUGUAACAAGUGGGAACAAACAGGGUAUUGCCCAUUUGGGAGCAAGUGUCAUUUUGCUCAUGGUGCUGCAGAACUGCAUCGAUAUGGUGGGGGGCUUGUUGAUAUAGAAGCUAAAAAUUCUUUGAGUUCAAUGGAUCCAAAUAAUAAUAAUAAUAAUAAUAAUAAUAGUAAUAAUAAGCAAGGGGUAAUUUCGUCCAAAACACCUGUUGAAUCUGUAGUGGCUGCUGCUGGUCCUUUAGAUGGUUACCAUGUUGGGGUUCCUUCGCAGCGGUUGCCUGGUGUUAUUCCGAGGACUGGACAGAGACCUUUUCAAAAGUGGAAGGGCCCCGAUAAGAUUAGUCGUAUCUACGGGGACUGGAUUGAUGAUAUUGAAUAAGUUUGGGGAGAGCAAAGUUAAUAGACUUCGCUAAUGUUAUUGUGCUUGUUUUUCUCUAUGUUUAGCUUUUGUAUGGAUCUUUGAAUGCUCUUUCAUUGAAAAUGUUUCGGGUAUUCUUGUUAUUAGUAUGUUUGUUAUAAUAUAAUGUACUAAUUUCGUCCAA